UGGAUAACGAGAGGAACGCCCCCAGGUUUCACGAGGACGGAGAAGAAGGAGAAGGAGGAGAAUGACCAAGGGGAAGAAGCAGCUGCUCUCGAAAGCUCCGUGGAGGGUGGAAGAUGACGACCAGUCGGACAAGUUCAAGGACGCGAAGCUCCGGGUCACGAGCCAGCCCGGGCAGACGCCGACCAUGCACGUCCCCCGCAAGAAGAGCAGGCCCGGCGACGCCGACGAGGAGGACGAGUCCGCUCUCGACCCCGAGCUCCGAUACAGCUUCCAGCGGAAUUUCAUGUUCCUUCAACGGGUAUUUAGCAUUGAUACCAUUGUCAAACCUCUUCCACCUGCCAUGGCAUACAAUGUCUCCAGGAAUCUAAGCUUCUUUACGCGCAUUUUCACACAGUUCUAUGAUCCAGAAGGAAUUGCGAAUGCACAGAAAUCGCUUGGUAUAGGACAAGAAGAAAAAGCUCGCCGUGUUCGUUAAACAUACAGUGAUAGGAUGCAUCACACAAUUUGAAGCCAUCCUUCCUACAUUUUGGUUUGAUCCCAGGUUUCAACCAGGAUGUCAAAAGUAGCAGGAAUAGUCCUUGAGCUUUCUGAGCUUGAUCCGUGAAAUUUUGUAAUAGACAAGAAGCACAUGCAAAAUCUGUACCUUUUCUGUAUGACUUGUUGACAGACCUUUUCAAAGUUGUGAAUUCUGAAACCCUUUAUUUGCAAACUCGUAGCAUCUCUGAA
Molecule: messenger RNA, 726 nt
Organism: Eucalyptus grandis
Lineage: Eukaryota; Viridiplantae; Streptophyta; Magnoliopsida; Myrtales; Myrtaceae
Exons: 3
Coding region: 62-475 (137 amino acids)
Cellular component (GO): chloroplast envelope
Source: RefSeq, a predicted model, not a curated record